AUGCUGCAACGACUGGCGUCGAUUCUGACCCCAGAUACGCCGCCGGAGGCGCUGAGCGCGGCGCUGGACGCCGUGGGGACGCUGUGUGCACGGGACGGGGGUGCUGACAUGGCGAUGGCGCCCGCGACGGGGCUGUGUCGGCCGGUUGCUGAGCUGGCGCUGGGACAUUUGACUGUAGUGGUGCCGGAGGUGCGGAUUGCGGCGUUGCACGCGCUGGCGUCGGCGCUGGGGGCGGACCGGCACCAUGGCGGCGGCGGGCCGGGUACCGCUGUGCUGGGCGACGCGGCGGAGGAGGAGAUGCGGAUAUCCAUCAUGGAAGUGACGGAGGGGAUGCUAGGGGAGGCGCUUGCCAAGGUGCUGAAGAAGCCAGAUCUCGACGUGCGCGUGGCAGCGUACAGGUUCAUCGUCGGGGCUGCUCUGCGGCAGUGGGGCGCAGCUGCUGCCGUGGCCAGCAGCGAGCUCCUGUCCGCCAUCACCGACGCUGUUACAGAGGUCGAGAAGCGAGGCUGCGAAUGGAGGUUCGCUGCGGUCAGUGCGCUGAGCCACGCGCUCCCGCCAGCCGAGACCGGCGACCGGACACAGACGCUCGUGCACGCAGCUGCCGCGUUGGCAGCGGCGCGGUCCGCGGGGCCAUACGGCCGGGGCAGCAGCGCGGCGCCGGUUCCACAGGUCGCAACGAUCGACCGGACCGGGGGCGUGUAA
Messenger RNA from Pedinophyceae sp. YPF-701, 702 nucleotides. The record is from the annotation of a GenBank genome assembly. Lineage: Eukaryota; Viridiplantae; Chlorophyta; Pedinophyceae.